GAUGCUCGAACAUUGCUUUCUGUUGACUGCUCUGCCAAUCUAAAAUCAAAAUGGACAUGCAGUCCAUGUCAAGCGGGGCACCAAUGCCUACCCCCAGUGCUGCUGCUAACAUGUCCGGAAUGCAAAUGGGCAGCAGUAUGGGUGGAAUGCACAUGGGUGGAAUGGGCAAUGGCUGCAAGAUUUCUAUGCUUUGGAACUGGACUGUAUUGAAUGCCUGUUUCGUUUCAUCCCAUUGGAGAAUUACCUCCACGGCCAUGUUUGUAGGAUCAUGCAUUGGUGUCAUUCUUCUUGUCAUGCUCCUACAAUUCCUCCGGCGUGCUAGCUAUGAAUUUGAUAGAUACGUUGCUGGGAAAAGCAACUUCUAUACCGGACGAUUGCAACGAGUAAUCACAAGCCCAAAGCAAACUGCCCCUGGCCUCGAAUCUCCGACCGAGACCUCAGCCAACGCAAUAAAGCGUCCUUUGUCGCGGUCCCUACUUCAACAUACUGCCAAGUCUAUGUUGUUCACGAUGCAAUUCGGACUUGCAUAUUUCAUCAUGCUCCUCGCAAUGUAUUACAAUGGGUUUAUUUACAUUUCUAUCCUGAUUGGGGCUUUCCUCGGCUCAUUUGUGUUUACAUGGAACACGGAUGCAGAAAAUGACGCUUCCAAGGUGACUGGAAACCUCUGCUAUGUCGAUCCUCAGUUAGCCAUUGAUGUGGCCGGCGUUUUAGGGACACUGGGUAGACUCCAUAAGAUGAUUAUUAUGAAGAAAGAUACUGUGAUCUUAGGGCUAUCAGCCCGUAGGUGAUAACAGGUUUGAUCUGCUGUAACCUCACAGAAACUGGGCAGCAGAUGAAACACGAUCAUAAGUAUAUAUCUAAUUGAAGGGCUGUGAAUCGGUUAGUGAAGUGCAGGAUGUGCUGGCAACGGUUGAAUGGGUUCCGAAAUCUAAUACACUCACCACUCUCAGGUCUUUGUUUUCAUUACAGUAAGGAUUAAGAUAGAAGAUUAGAUUAGACAGUUAGAUCAUUAGUAAAACCACUGAUCAACAAAAGGUACAGAGGAGUUGACAUCUCAUGACUCAAUAGU
Molecule: messenger RNA, 1069 nt
Organism: Histoplasma capsulatum G186AR
Lineage: Eukaryota; Fungi; Ascomycota; Eurotiomycetes; Onygenales; Ajellomycetaceae
Product: high affinity copper transporter
Exons: 5
Coding region: 51-788 (245 amino acids)
Biological process (GO): copper ion transmembrane transport
Cellular component (GO): membrane
Molecular function (GO): copper ion transmembrane transporter activity
Source: RefSeq, a predicted model, not a curated record